AUGUCUGUCAGCAACCACGAAAACAGAAAGUCUCGCUCCAGUUCUGGCUCCAUGAACAUCCAGCUCUUCCACAAAACAUCCCAUGCGGACAGUCUCCUGACUCAGCUCAACCUGCUGCGUAAACGAAAGGUUUUUACCGAUGUGGUGCUGAAGGCGGGGAACCGCUCGUUCCCUUGCCACCGGGCCGUCCUGGCCUCCUGUAGCCGCUAUUUUGAGGCCAUGUUCAGUGGCGGGCUGAGGGAGAGUCGCGAUGCCGACGUCAACUUCCACGACUCUCUCCAUCCAGAGGUGCUGGAGCUCUUGCUUGACUACGUGUACUCGGCCCGGGUCAUCAUCAACGAGGAAAACGCAGAGUCCCUCCUUGAAGCCGGAGACAUGCUUCAGUUCCAUGACAUCAGGGACGCAGCGGCAGAGUUUCUAGAAAAGAACCUGCACCAGUCGAACUGUUUAGGCAUGAUGCUGCUUUCCGAUGCCCACCAGUGUCAGAGACUGUAUGAGCUGUCCUGGAGGAUGUGCCUGGCAAACUUUGCUACGCUUUUCAAGACAGAAGACUUCCUCAGCUUGCCCAGAGACAAAGUAAAGGAGCUGAUCCUCAGUGAGGAGUUGGAGGUGGAGGAUGAAAGUCUUGUGUAUGAGGCCGUCAUUGACUGGGUGAAGGCCGACAUGGAGCGGAGGCACAGUGAGCUGCCCGAGCUGCUGCGCUGUGUUCGCCUGGCACUGCUACCUGAGUCUUACCUGCUGAAGAAUGUGGCGUCUGAGGAGCUGGUGAUGUGUGACAAAGUGAGUCGAGAGAUUGUGGAGGAUGCCGUUUGCUGUAAGAUGAGGAUCCUCCAGAAUGACGGGAUUGUUACGGGGUUCUGUGCUCGACCCAGAAAGGUCAGCCAGGCUCUGCUGCUGCUGGGGGGACAGACAUUUAUGUGUGAUAAAGUCUACAUGAUUGACAACAAAACCAAGGAGAUCACCCCAAAAACUGAUAUACCCAGCCCCAGGAAGGAGUGCAGUGCCUGUGCCAUAGGCUGCAAGGUUUACGUUACUGGAGGCCGUGGAUCUGAAAAUGGCGCCUCCAAAGAUGUCUGGGUCUACGACACGCUGCACGACGAGUGGUCCAAAGCAGCACCUAUGCUGGUGGCCAGAUUUGGACAUGGUUCUGCAGAACUCGACCAUACACUGUAUGUUGUGGGAGGACACACAUCUUUGGCAGGAUCCUUUCCUGCCUCCCCUUCUGUGUCUCUCAAGCAGGUGGAGCAAUACGACCCUCAAACCAACAAAUGGGCGCUUGUGGCUCCGUUGCGAGAAGGGGUGAGCAACGCUGCUGUGGUCGGUGCCAAAAACAAACUCUUCGCCUUUGGAGGCACCAGUGUGAACAGAGACAAAUAUCCCAAGGUGCAGUGCUUCGACCCCUGUCAGAAUCGAUGGUCGGUACCGGCAGCUUGUCCACAGCUGUGGCGAUACACCGCGGCGGCCGUGGUCGGAAAUCAUGUCGUCGUCAUCGGAGGCGAUACUGAAUUCUCAGCCAGCUCGGCGUACCGGUUCAACAGCGAGACGUACCAGUGGUCAAAGUUCGGUGACGUGACAGCCAAGCGGAUCAGCUGUCAUGCGGUGGCUUCAGGAAACCGACUGUAUGUGGUUGGAGGGUACUUUGGGGCACAGAGGUGCAAGACGCUAGACUGUUAUGAUCCGUCUUCAGACUCCUGGGACAGCGUGACCAGUGUCCCCUACUCGCUCAUUCCCACGGCCUUCGUCAGCACAUGGAAGUACCUCUCGGCAUAAAGACUGACCGGCUACUGGAAGUUUCAUGAUGAGCUGUGAUGUCUGGUAUGCAGGUAUGCGUCUCCCUUCACUGGCUCUGAAGACGGGGAGGAAGAAGAGGAAGGUUUUUCUUUUAAAUGCCCAUCAUGGCUCCAUCCUGCCUGAAUCACAGUGUCGUCUUCAGCUGCGGAGGAGGAAAGGAAAGGGUCCUGGAAUCGGCCUAGUUCUGUUUACUCAGACUUAUUGUGUGACUUUCUCAUGCAGCCUCUCAUCUGAGCUGGACUGGUUGCCAUGUGGACUACAGAGACCUCACAGACGCCUUUGUGAUGCAUGUGAGGCAGAGAGCAUGGAGGUGAGCCAUCUCUGCACAAAAACCCACAAACUUCUCUCUUUCCAGCCUUGGGGGCAAAUAAGCUACUGUGACUUAUUCAGUCAAGCACUUCUCAAAUGACUUAUUCCACCAUCGGAUGUGUAUCAUCUCGUGAGUACAUUACCAGUUUUACUGACAUGUUGUUUUUAAGUUAACUAUAAAGAAAGUGAAGCAGUCUUUUGUUUUUUGUUUUGUUUUUAAACCGAUCUUUACAUUUGGAGAGGAUAGACAGUUUGCCUUUUUCACUUGAAAACGUCACAUUAGCAUGGCCUGAAUUAGACCUUUCCGAUGCUACGUAUAGAGGGAUUAUCAGUCUACGUCACUCCCUGCGCAAGGAGGAGAGAAAACAUUUGGGGGGAGGUGUAGGAUUUUGUUGCACAGGAACAAUCUUCAUGUCUGUAUUUUUAGCCUUUGGACGUGGGCUUCCCUCAAUUUUGGUGAGCUAAAUUUGUGUCUUCCUCCUCAACUUAAAAUACAAACGCGCAAUAGAGAUUGUGGCCCAUCACGGCUGAAGGAGAUCAUUUUCUACUUCAAAAUGCUAUUUCAAAUUGUGAUUUUUGUCAUUUCUCUGUGGUUUGUGUCUCAGGGUUAUGUAUAAUUUUUGCCAGAUUCUGUCCAAUAAAAGGUUACAUUUUCAUUUCGUGUUGUUGUGAAUGUACUGUUUUUGUGACAAACUGUCAUUUACAUUGUUUUUCCAACUGCAAAUGUCUGGUUCAAUCUUAACAGCAGCUGUCUUAUUUAAAACAUAAUUGUUGCAAAAUAGGAUAGUUAGCGUUCGUCUGUAUUUUAAUAAUGAAAGCUAAAUGUGUCCUAAGUAGUCCAGUUGUACUAUUUUUGUUGCAUUCUAAAAAUUCUUGUGGAAACGUUUUUUUUUUUUCUUUGAAGAAUUUGUGUGUAUAGUUUGUUUACUGCUUUUGUAAUUAAUUUGUAGAAGCCUUUGAUUUGCACAAUUUGUAAAAAGACAUCUCUCAGUGGUCUUAAUUUUGUAUUUUUGUCUUAACCCAGCCUGGGUAGUGUGAAUAAUCAAAUCCCCUUUGUAGCAGAAGCCUCCUGUCUCUAAUCCUCAUGCUUUUUCUUGUAACACCAUUAUGUCAAAGUAUAUGUCUGAUAUAUGAAGCUAUUAUGGAUACACACUCUGAUUUCUUGUGCCGCAGCUCCUAAAUUUUCAAUAAAUGUCCUUAAGUUGAAA
Salarias fasciatus (jewelled blenny) is the source of this 3308-nucleotide messenger RNA. RefSeq names its product ectodermal-neural cortex 3 (gene enc3). Lineage: Eukaryota; Metazoa; Chordata; Actinopteri; Blenniiformes; Blenniidae. The record is from RefSeq and is a predicted model, not a curated record. Gene Ontology annotation, cellular component: Cul3-RING ubiquitin ligase complex; cytoplasm. The transcript has 3 exons. Gene Ontology annotation, biological process: ubiquitin-dependent protein catabolic process. Bases 1 to 1770 code for a protein of 589 amino acids. Gene Ontology annotation, molecular function: protein binding.